AUGAGCCUCGCCCCACUCCCCUCCCCAGUUAGCCCUUCAGGUGUAAAUCCUCCUAUUUGGGGACCUCUAAGGAACCUAAGAAACCACCAUUCCUUCACAGAGAAAAUGAAGAGGAAGAUAUUUCCCCAACACAACGGCACUGAAGCAACUGAGUUUGUUCUGCUGGGACUGACCAGUCAACCAGAGCUGCAGCCCAUCCUUUUUGUGGUGUUUCUCCUGAUUUACCUCAUCACCCUGACCAGAAACUUGGGGAUGAUUUUAUUAAUCAGAUUCACUCCCCAGCUGCAAACCCCCAUGUACUUUUUCCUCACCCACUUAGCAUGUGUAGAUAUUUUUUAUUCUACUAAUGUCUCUCCUCAGAUGCUUUUUAAUUUCUUAUCUGAGAAGAAAAACAUUUCCUACACAGGGUGUCUGGCCCAAUGUUUUGUUUUUGUGACUCUGUUCCUUACUGAGUAUUACAUGCUUGGUGCCAUGGCCUAUGACAGGUACAUGGCAAUCUGCAAACCUUUGCAUUACAACAGCAGAAUGUCCAGGCCACGUUGCAUCUGCCUGGUCACUUUCCCCUACUUCUGGGGAUCUACAGUGGGCACCAUGCAGGUAAUAUUGCCCUCUCACUUGUCCUUUUGUGGACCCAACACCAUCAACCAUUUCUACUGUGCUGACCCACCCCUCCUAAUGUUGACAUGUUUUGACACUUACAUAAAGCAAACUAUGGAUAAAUAAAACCACUCGAUGGUGACUGAGUUUAUCUUUACGAGCAUCACUCAAGACCCUCAGCUCCAGAUCAUCUUUUUCGUGAUCUUCCUCUUAGUCUACCCGGUCAAUGAAGUGGGAAAUGUGGGUAUGAUUAUCCUGAUGAUAACAGCCACUCAGCUGCAUACACCCAUGUAUUUUUUCCUCUCCUUUGUUGACCUGGGUUACUUCUCAGCUAUUGCCCCCAGGAUGCUGGCUGACUUCCUAACAAAAUGCAAAGUUAUCUCCUUCUCCAGCUGUGCCACCCAGUUUGCUUUUGUUGUAGGUUUGGUGGAUGCUGAGUGCUACAUCCUGGUUGCCAUGGCCUAUGACCGCUUUGUGGCCAUCUGUCGACCCCUCCACUACAGCACUCUCAUGUCCAAGUGAGUCUGCUUGGCUCUCAUGCUGGGUUUCUACCUGGCUGGUCUGGUGAGUUUAGUAGCCCACACUUCCCUCACCUUCAGUUUGAGUUACUAUGGUUCCAAUAUCAUCAACCACUUCUGCAAAAUCCCACCACUCUCAGCCCUCUCUUGCUCAGACACCCACAUCAGUGAGAUUUUGCUCUUCUGUCUGUAUGGCUUCACUGAAUUCAGUACCAUCCUCAUCAUUUUUAUCUCUUAUGCCUUCAUCCUCAUUGCAAAUAUCAAGAUGUGCUCAGCUGAAGGCCACCUAAAGGCUUUCUCCGCCUGUGGGUCUCACCUCACUGGCUUCACACUUUUUAAUGGCACAGUCAUGUUUAUGUACCUGAGGCCAACAUCCAGCUACUCCCUGCAUCAUGACAAGUGGGCCUCCAUGUUCUACACUAUUAUCAUCCCGAUGUUGAAUCCUUUGAUCUACAGUUUACGGAACAAGGAUGUGAAAGCUGCUUUCAGAAAAUUAAUUGGA
Sus scrofa (pig) is the source of this 1617-nucleotide messenger RNA. The record is from RefSeq and is a predicted model, not a curated record. NCBI's taxonomy places the organism in Eukaryota, Metazoa, Chordata, Mammalia, Artiodactyla, Suidae.